Molecule: messenger RNA, 1128 nt
Organism: Trachymyrmex septentrionalis
Lineage: Eukaryota; Metazoa; Arthropoda; Insecta; Hymenoptera; Formicidae
Exons: 3
Coding region: 460-1110 (216 amino acids)
Source: RefSeq, a predicted model, not a curated record
AGAAAAAAAAAGAAUAGUGUUGCACUCCUAAAACUUUAAAGGGACGUUUGAGCAGUUGGAGUACUCCGAGCUCCGAGUGUGCAUUGCGCAAGUCAUACGCAUCCAACGCGUCGGUGUGCGCGUGUCGUACGUACGCGAAAUCCUUCACUCAUAGCCUCACGCGUAGUAAUUGCGCGGAUUAACACGACACGCGGCCACAGCCACACUAGCGAGGUGGUGAUUGUCCAGGUGAGUCCCGUUGUUGUACCACGCGAUAAGAGAGGUGGAUGCUCUCUCUCUCUCUCUUGGAGAAGAGAGUCGCGAACACGGUGCGCACAUUUCCGAUCCCCGACGCAACGAAGUCGUGCCGUUGGUGGUGACCUGACGUUGCGACUCGUUCUAUCUUUGAAUCGGCGAUCCUUCUGAUUCAAGAGGAGGCGGCGGCUAGAGUAAAAAAUCGCGUACAUCUCGCGAGAAAACAUGCCGGACAGCGGGGCCGUCUACCAACCGACCACCGUCGGUUACACGUACGACAGCGGUGGCGACGGCAGUGGUGGUGGUGGCGGCGGCGGCGCCGCCGGGCUGAGGCACGGCUUCUGGCGCAUCGUAUCCAGGCACAAGCUCAAUUCCAGGAAAUGGUUGGAGUGGACGCUGCUGUCGAUCGCACUAUGCUUCUUUGUCGCCGGCCUCACGACCAUGCUCGUCAACCUCGUCUCCGCAGAAGAGUCUUCGAAGACGAGUGACGGUGCUGCAUCGGAGAUAAAGCCAGAAGGAUAUUCAACGACGGUUCCAGAUAUACAGCAACAUGAAAAUAUAGGAAAGAGUUCUGUGGCGUUAGGUGCCGGGAUAAUGCUGAUCGGUGUAUUGCUUGGCUUUGUUUGGACAUGGCUCACUUUCUUCCAUCAUAGCAAAUCACCAAGGAACGGCAUGACGAGUAGCAGUGGUCAGUACGGGCCAGUACUCACAGAGGUGCCAAGCCAGUUGAAGAUAAAGCAAGCCAACUCGCAUGACAUGCCGGCCAUACCGCUUUCCGACCAAGAGGAGGAAAUGCACACGCUAAUGCAGGACCCUGCGAGCCCGCCUUCGGUUUCCGUUGGAUCUAACACCAUCACUAAUCAAAUUCCAGGUUGAGUAAAACGAUUGCUCCCA